Molecule: messenger RNA, 3520 nt
Organism: Ciona intestinalis (vase tunicate)
Lineage: Eukaryota; Metazoa; Chordata; Ascidiacea; Phlebobranchia; Cionidae
Source: RefSeq, a predicted model, not a curated record
AGAAGUUUAUAACCAGUUUAGUAUCACGAAUAUUGUUUUACAGCUUGGUGCAUAGCUUUAAGAAUAUGCUGUCGUCAAAGCGAAACACCAAACUGUCGUCUAAUACCGGAUCAUCGGGUACAACUCCAAUGAAAGGUGCUGCAAAAACAAAAAGUGGCGUUUUUGGUUCCACGGCGUCCAGUGGAGCAAAAGCUACGUCCGGUUCCACUGCUGCUUCGACCACCAGCCGUCGUCCUUCGUCACAGAAAGAUGCCUCGAAGACCACCGAGAAAGCAAGAGAUAAAGCAAAACCUUCAUCAGCAAAAUCAAGCAGCUCUUCUGCGUCGUCUAGCGGCCGAAGUUCUGUGCUUUCCAGCCGCAGGACAAACAAAGACACGCCAGUCGGCAGCAAGACGAGAUCUGAUGCGGAUAAAAGUUCUCUAGAAACCAAAAUCAAAGACCUAAUGGCGCUCGCAAAAACUAAAGAUUCUGAAAUAAGAUCACUGAAAGCAAAACUCGAUCAGAUGAUGCUGCUCCUCCAGAAACAACAGGAUCCUGAAUCCGUGUCCUCCAAGAUGGAAGCUUCUCCUCCGUCCUUCACAUCCCUUGUUAAACUAACAGAUGAUUCAACGAAAGCAGAAGAGACCAAACAAACCGGUGACGUCACAAAUGAACUUGGCACGCUACAGAGUGAGAACAUGAAGUUACGUGAACAGGUAGACACCAUGUUGCUAUCUAUGAAGAAAAAGGACGAAAUUAUUAUUUCACAUCAGCAACGUUUACACGGACAAGAUUUAGACGCGCUGUCUAAUGACGAUGGUCUCAGUUCAUCAUUGGAUGAUCUAACUUCAGGGGGAAGUUUGGAAUUUUUUCAAUCUGCAUCCAGAUCGACAUCAGCUGAGAAUCUUUUAGAAUGUGGGUCGGGUCAUCUACUUACAGGCUCAGAGGGUUGUAUAAGCGAGACUUCUUCAGUGACCGUAGCCUGCCUUACUGAACGUAUUCAUCAGAUGGAAGAAACUCAUAUAAGCACAAACGAAGAACUAGAAGCGACCGUACAGGAGCUAACAGACCUCCAGAAAUCUGUCCCAGAGUUGUCGAUUGACAACAACCGCUUGCAGCGUGAGAAGGGAUUUCUUAUGGAAAAACUUGAACACUCGGAGAAAAAACUCGCUGAACAAACUGCCAAGAUCGACCAUUUAAGAGCUUUGGUGUCUGAUCACUUAAGUGAUGGAUCAAACCACAGUGAAUUGAAACAACAGUAUGUCGUGCUUCUCAAUGAGCGAGAAAAGCUCCUCCAAGUCCAGGAGUCGAUUACUGAAGAGGUUAGAAUCGCUGAGCAAGCGAGGAAGGAUCAACAAGAGCUUGCCGAAGCUCUUCGAGAAAGAUUAAGACAUCUGGAGCGAGAAUUAACGCAUGCACACACGGCAAAAUCUCGCCUGGAAAAGAAGUUAAAGGAGGUAAAAGAUGAAGCAGAAGAAGAGCAAUCGGAGGUAGUUCAGCGAUUAGAAGAUGAACUUAAGGAAGAGAGGAAGAAAGUUGAGGAGCUUGUAAUAAGAGGAGGAAGCAAUGGAGAGGAAAGGGAUGUAAUCGAAGCUCUUCGGGCUGAAAAACAGGAAUUAGAGGAAAAAUACUUGCUGCUUGAAGACGACAUGAAUCAGUGUCAACUUGAAAAUGAAAAACUUGACGUAAAAGUUGCUGAACUUGAGGAGGAAUUAGAAGAAUCAAAAGCCAAAACACAGAAAGAUCUCUCAGAGUUGUCGGAAGUAAUUGAUCGUCUUCAGGAAGAUCUAAGGAUCAAACAAGCAUCACUGGAUGAGGCGAAUGAAACACUUUUCGUCAUGGAGGAUUCUGUAGAGCAACAUAUUGCUGUAAAGAAACACGAUAACCAUAUCAUUCAACAACUACAGAACCAAAUAUCGGAUCUUAAGGAAGAAAGGUUUCGGUUGGAGAAAGAAAUUCAACAGUUAAAGAAAGAACAAAGGAAUCAGUCGGAGGAAUGGAAACAAUUCCAAGCUGAUCUACAGAUGGCUGUUAUGAUUGCUAAUGAUAUGAAAGCAGAAACUCAAGCUGAGGUUUCGAGACUGCGUGAAGACAACCAGAUCUUAGAUGAAAAUGUCACAAAACUCCGUGUGGAGAACGAACAACUGAGGAGGAAGAGACAAUCCUCUGUGUCCUCAACCUCCGCUGCCAUCCUUGAAGCUGCAUCACUUCGACAAGGAGUCGGAAGAACCUCUAUGGAAAACAAUAUUGCUGCUCUUAGAGAGUCAUAUAAAAGCCGUCGAUCCGGAAACCACUCACCGGGUGUGCAGAGCUUGAUAAAGUCGUUUGACAGCCAAGUCACCGCUGAACCCACUUCCCCAACGUCACCUGGAAGAACCCAUCCUCCUCUUACGUCAUCCGCGAGCAUCCCAGCCGAUAUGACGUCAUUUUCCGCUCCGUUCAGCCCCACAAAGACACAAACAUCUCGCCCGGGCACGAGUCCCGUUACCGCCACUGUGAGCCCGAUGCAACGUCAUCAUUCGAUGACGUCAUUCACGCAGGCCGGCGGUUCCCCCAAUACAAUGUCUCACGUUGGGAAACUACCAACUCCACCAAACGGGUCAGCGUCGAGCAGUAAACCCGGCACACCUGACAGCCGAGGCAGUGUUAGCGGCAACGAUUUGUCCCAACUCUCCACGCUACUUCGCCGAAACUCCAAUCAAGAAACUCGCAAAUCGUCCACAGAAUCGCGCAAGCCGCUUACUGACAUUCUGGACCGUCUUGGCCCGAGUCCCCCCGCCAUUACACGCAGUCAAUCACCUAUUGUGACGUCAAAUACGGCCCCACCGGCGCAGAAGAAGCACAGGAAUGCUGCGGUAUCUACUUCUGCCGGUGACGCUCUAUCUUCACUAGCAAGGAGGUAUGGUGGUUCAAAAAGGAACGCUCUACUCAAAUGGUGUCAAGAAAAAACAAAGGCAUAUCCUGGCAUCGAUAUUACAAACUUCAGCAGCAGCUGGUCCGAUGGUCUCGCCUUAUGUUCACUUCUACAUUCAUACUUACCAGCACACAUACCUUAUAAAUCACUGGAACAAACAUACAUGGCUGCAACUGAUGAGAAAACGAGGCUGCAGCUUCAGGCGAAAAAUUUCCGCUUAGCGUUCGCGGCAGCAGAGAGCGUGGGCAUCGAACCAACAUUGACGACUGACGAAAUGACAAUGAAAGAUCGACCUGACUGGCAGAGGGUGAUGUCUUACGUCACACAAGUCUACAAAUACUUCGAAACGUGAAAAAAACGACCCUCGUUGCUUUGCUUUUAUAUCCUAUGAUGGCUUAACAAAAAGAUUACACGCCGUACUUAAGUCUUGUCGGAGCCACUGCUAUAUAACAUACAGAACAUGCUACUGUUAACACAACUUUUGUUAUGCCCGCCCUUAUUUUACGCACUGUGAUGUUACUGCGGUUGAAUAACGCUUGCUGCGAAUCGUUUUAUGUGUAAAGUGUUCCUCUAGCAACCGUGAGUAAUAUGUCACAACAGAAAUACAAAUCACGUACACAGUAUAAA